Molecule: messenger RNA, 5004 nt
Organism: Sphaeramia orbicularis (orbiculate cardinalfish)
Lineage: Eukaryota; Metazoa; Chordata; Actinopteri; Kurtiformes; Apogonidae
Gene: znf628
Product: zinc finger protein 628
Exons: 9
Coding region: 299-4624 (1441 amino acids)
Biological process (GO): regulation of DNA-templated transcription
Molecular function (GO): RNA polymerase II cis-regulatory region sequence-specific DNA binding; DNA-binding transcription factor activity, RNA polymerase II-specific
Source: RefSeq, a predicted model, not a curated record
GGGUGGAGAACUGCUGUUAGUUUGCGCUGUGUUUAUUGUUAAGGUUGUGUGGAUUAGCACUGCGGUACCCAGGUCCCUUUCUUCAUAUUGGGCACAAUAUUGCUUUAAGAUGAGUUAAAGAUGCGCGAUGUUUCCUGAGGCACCUACAGAUGAUGUGACUGACAGAGUUGAAUUUAUCAAAGACAAGGAAGGAACGAUGAAUGAAGGAAAGGUGAAAGAAAAACCAUGAUAAGGCACCAAAUCUGAUCCACACCUGCUUCCAAGGAAUACUCUCAUCUACUCCCAGUUUCCUCAGCUCAUGGCUAAUUCAGUGGCCUUGGUGGUCCAAGCAGAACUCUUACCAUCUCAAUCCACCGCCUCCCUGUCUCCUUUUCCAUCCCUUCUGGGCUCAGGGGAGGAUGGUGAUGAUGACAGAGACAGGGGGGAGCUGGUGGAAGGGGACAAGGGAGUCGUGGAGAGUGGAGAAGAGGUGGUUCUGGACAUGGUGACGUCCUCGGUGUCAGACCCAGCCCAGCAACAACCUGAGCAGUCAGACCACCCGUUCCAGUGUAUGGACUGUGGCAAGAGCUUCAGGUGGUCGUCCAGGCUGACACAUCACCAGCGAAGCCACAACAAUGAGAGACCCUACCGCUGCAACCUCUGCCCGAAGGCCUUUAAGGGGUCCUCUGCUCUGCUCUACCACCAACGGUCUCACUCAGGGGAGAAGCCAUAUAAAUGUCAGGACUGUGGCAAAGCCUUUAAACGCUCGUCUCUGCUUCAGGUCCAUCAGAGUGUCCAUACUGGAGUGCGUACUUUCUUGUGCCCCUAUUGCCCCUUAACCUUUAAAUGGAGUUCUCAUUACCAGUAUCACCUGCGCCAGCACACUGGAGAGUGUCCCUACCCCUGUGAUACUUGCCCUAAGGCUUUUAAGAACUCUAGCAGUCUGCGGCGACAUAAGAAUGUCCAUCUUGGUCUCAAGCCUUACACAUGCUCCGUGUGUAACAAAUCUUUUACUCAGUCCACCAACCUGAGGCAGCACAUGAGGAUACACACAGGCGAGAGGCCCUACGUCUGCACCGAGUGCGGACGCAGCUUUACACAUUCAUCAAACCUGGCCCUGCAUAGGAACUCUCAUUCUACUCUCAAUGCAGCAGGGAAGGAGGGCAAGAGGGUUGAGGAUGGAAGGGAAAGCAAUGAGAUAGUGGAGGUGGUUGUUGGCACAGAGGAAGUGACAUCGUCCAUGUUGACGGACAUGGUGGGAUUUGUGAGCCAGGAAGGGACUGAUGGCGUGGGGGUGGGGAUGGAGGAGGUGUUCUUGUCGACCACCUCAACCAACCAGAAUCCAAACCUUCUCCCCCAGCUCACCCUCACACCCUCUGGGGAGGAUGUUUGUGCAUCCAGGGCCAUCGGGACAGAAGUUCACCUGAGCACAGACACUGGGGCCAGCGUGCUUCUCUACAGCUGUGGCAGCUGCAGCCACACUUUUGGCACACGAACUGAUUUAGAGGAGCACCAGUCCAUCCAUAUGGCUCCAGGGGAGCAUGGGGCCAGUGUGGAAGCUGCGCCAGGAGCAGGAAUGGAGGUUGGGGACGGGUUGGUGGGAGCUGGUCACCUACUGGCUGAUUUUGAGGAGGUUGUGGAGACAACCACUGUGCCUGAAAAUGGGAACACAGCAGAGGUGCUCCUUGGGCUGACAGAAGGGGCAGACAGUGGCAACACAAAUGUGGGCACCACCCAGGCCCAGUUUGACCUUCUGCAGAGCUUCACCGAGGUGACUCAGAGCUCUGAGACUGUUCAGCCAGAGGCCAGAACCACAUGGGCAGGGCUGUCAUGUGGCUACUGCAAUAAGAGCUUCAAGACCAGUGGAGGCCUCAAUAGACAUGUGUCACUAAUGCACUCACUCUCAUCGCAGUCUCGUUCCCAGUUCAGUUGCUCUGCCUGCGACCGUUCCUUCCCCCUUCUCUCCUCGCUACUCACCCACCAGCACUCCCACACCCCUGAGCAACGCCUCCUGGCUGAGGCAGAGGCCGAGAUAGUCUGCCCUCCAUCCCUUUCCCUGUCUCUCCCCCUGCCCUCUUCUCCCAGCCAGGCUGACAAGCAGCAGGAAGGCCAAAGAGAGAUCCAUGUUGAUAUCAUUGCAGUGAGUGAGGAGCAAGAAGAACAGCCAGCCAAACCAACCAAACCCCCCAAAAAAACAGGAGCCAGCAAGAGCGCACAUGGUGGAGAGAGGCCAUACCGCUGUUCAGAAUGUGGAAAGGCCUUCAAAGGUUCAUCAGGGCUGAAGUACCACAUGAGAGAUCACACUGGGGAAAGGCCCUACCGCUGCACUGAGUGUGGAAAGAGUUUCAAGAGGUCCUCUCUGCUCUCUAUCCACCAGAGGGUACAUACAGGAGUGCGGGCAUUCCAGUGCCCUCAUUGUCCUCUCACUUUCAAAUGGAGCUCACACUACCAGUAUCACUUGCGGCAGCACACAGGUGAGAGGCCAUAUGUGUGUAAGGAGUGUGGCAAGUCUUUCAAGAACACCAGCUGCCUGCGGAGACACAGUCAGAUGCACUCUGGUCUGCGGCCUCAUACUUGCUCCAUCUGCUCAAAGUCAUUCUCCCAAACUUCAAAUCUCAAGCAGCAUGAACGCACUCAUUCUGGUGAGAGACCCUUUCAGUGCACACACUGCAAUAAAAGCUUUACACACUCCUCAAACCUCCAGCUCCACCUCCGCACACACUCCUCCCGUAAGGACUUCAAAUGCCCAUACUGCUCGAAGGAGUUUGUCAUGCACUCCUACUUACAGAGGCACAUCCGAACCCAUGGUAACAGUGUUCCUCUCCCAUCCCCUGGUGGUGGAAGCAAGGAAGGAAUUGCAGUGAAAGCAAGUGUUGGGGGAGUAACGACUACCACAACCCUGCUCAACCCCAUCACCCUGGAAGCCUCAGGAAACAGUGGCAGCCUGAUUGUGUCCCAGCCAGCCCUUAAUAUUCCCCCCAACACCUCACAGAACUACUUUAUGAUUCAGACAGCCAGCGGCCUGCAGCUCAUUCCUCUGUCAUCCCCGAUGCCCACCCCUCCACCUCCUCCUCCGCCACCACCUCCGUCCCAGCCUCAAAACUUCCUCCUUCUUCAGUGCCCGUCCAACAACGGCAGCCAGUCAAACUUGAUCCUCGUCCCAACAGCAAACAACCCUCCACUGGCUACGGAGCCUCAAACCCUCCCAGUCCUUCAGACCAUCCAGGCACUCCAGCCUGUUCUAAACCAAACACAGACUCAAAUACCACAGUUUCAGGCUGUGUCGCAGCAACAACAGCAGCAGCACACGAGGAUCAUAGUCACCAACAACCAUACCAAUGCAAAAACACCUGUUGUUACCCCACCACACACACUCUCAGCCAACUCCCUACUGACCAAGCCCAUAUUAGGGAAAAGCACAAGGACAGCACGUGGUAGACGAGGACGCAAACCCAAAGCUGCUCUGCAGAAAUGUGAAACAGCUCAAACUGUCAGUCAAACUGCAGGUGGAGCUGUGUCUGUGACCAACUGUAAUUUAACCAGUGUCACACCAACUAUUACUGCUGCUAACACAACCACAGAAACAUCACUGUCAUCUGUAUCCACUGUAUCUUAUAGUCCUCUCUCCACCUCUUGCACUUCUCUGUCCACUCCUUCAUCUUCUGGCACUGUGGUUACCUCAGGACUACCAUCAGCUGUUACCAUGGUUACACCAGCCACCACGGAGGCCACAGUAUCAGUUUCUACUCCUAUCUCGGCUGACCUUGAAGUGAAAGCUCAUGCUAAUUUAGGGGAAAUGAGGACACAGAAAACUGUAACAGGAAAGCAGUUUGUUUUAUGCUUUGAUAAUGAAGGACCAGCCAAGGAGGGGGUGAACAUCGGGGAGGGUGGGGAGUCAUACGUGUUACAGUUUGAAGGGGAUGCAUCAGGUGAAGCUGUGGAUGGAGGCGUGGGAGGGGAGGGGAAGUCACUCGUGCUGCAGUUUAAAACAGAUGGGCAGGGUGAAGGUGAAAAGGGUGAGGAUAAGGGCAGGAUGAUGUCACUUCUGCACAACUGGGGUGCAGAGAAGCAGGGUGAGCAGCAGACGGGUGAGGACAGCAGUGAGAGGGAGUCAUAUGUGCUUCAUUUCCACACUGAGGCGCAGGACACCACUUCUUCUAAUGCUCCUUUCAACCAAGGGCAAGACAACGGUCUGCAGCUUUCAUGUACAUCAGCCCCUGGUUUAAUACCCCUCAAUAGACAGGAAGUAGUAUUUGAACUAGGGGGUGAGACCAAGAUAGAACAUGAAGCCGAGGAGGGUAUGCAGAUGAUAGCUCUGAUUGAAGGUGAAGGUGAAAUGAUGGGGGAAGAAGGGGAAGGUUGCAAUGGUGCAGCUGGUAGAGUUACUGAGCGUGGAGGAGCCAUGGAAGGUAUCUUUCGACUUGAAGGAGGGGAGGAAAUUGUCAUAAUUGAGGUCAGCACCAGUAGUUUAAGAGAAGGAAGAAUAGAGAGAGGAGAGGAUGGAGAAAUCUCACACGGUAGCGAUGUCCAUUGUGAAAAUGGAGAGAUAAAGGAAAAGACUGUAAAGGAACACCACUCUACAGCCACUACAGAAAUCCAAACUGAAGACAUACUACAAAAUGGAUCUAUACCUAACUCUCAGUAGGUACUGUACCUAAAGUAACUGAAACGUGUGUAUGUUAAUGAGAGAAGAAAAAGAAACUGUCACUGAAUGCCUCACUAUUUGUGUGCUCAGCGUGUUAGCACUUUAGUCAGUUUGAGGUCUCUUGGAACAGAGAAAACAUGCAGUUAGACAAGUACUGUGUUGUAAUGCCAUGGUGCCACAUAUUAUAGAAAUGUUAUACAUUUAAUAACUAGGCUGUACAUAGAUGUUGGAAUAUUCCUUAAUAUAUUAGUUUAAAUUAUACUGUCACUGGCAGUUUGUUUAUUAAGUAAAUACUUUUUUGUGAAUAAAUGUACAUGGACAUUUUCUUCAAAAUGUUGACAGAAAAAAAUAGGUAAUUAUUAAUAAAUCUGAUAAUACAG